UCCCAACCCCACGGCCCACGGCGCAGAGCGUGCGGCAUACUGCUCGCGCCGCCUUCCUCUCGCUCCCGCGCCGGCGCUCACCCUCCGUCGCGCGAGAGGGCAAGGCAACGCCGCUGCUCAGUGCUGCCUUCGUUCUCUCUCCCCUUUCCUCCCGUGUGAGAUCCUCCAUGCCGAUGUGGAUUCCUUGCUGUCCAUCGACGGUUUUCCGAGCUUGGGGGGAGGAGAUGAAGAACAACUCCGUUUCGGAUCCGGCGUCCGUGUCCGAUUCUCUUCUCGAUCGGAUCCCACACCCACACACCACACCCGCCGCCACACAGCGAGAGGAGCAGAGGAAUUAAGCAGAGUGUUGGAAAGGAACAAGGAAUAAUACGGCGGCCCGGAGAUGAAGUCCGGCAAGCCGCCGACGGCGGGGGUCCGCGUAUUCGGCGGGCUACGCUACGCUCCGCUGGAUGGCAUGGUCGUCGACAACCCUCUACUGGCCGCCCUCAUCCGAGCUGUUUACACCUUGUACAUGGCUACGACGGUGCUUCUCUACAUUUUUGGCAUGGUUACUGCUCUCAAGGAAUACGAAUUGUUAGUGCCACUGUCCAUAAUUGUAGUCAUGCAGCCCUUCUUCAUAUUGAUGUGGAUUGCAGCACCAUUCCUUAGGACUGUAGCAAUUGUGAAAUAUGCGAUGGGGCUCCCUGAUGGUAACAACGUCAACAGAAUUCCAACAGGAAGGAUGUCAGCCCUAGCCUAAACAAAGUGUGCCUAAGCAGGGUUCUUCAAGUUUAUCAUAAUUGUGCCCUCUUUAGAAAUAGGCCACUUCUAGUUGCCGUCUUCUUUAGAAGACUUUUAGAUUUAGGUGUGUAUUCUAUUAGAAUAUAUCUUAAAGCAACUUUGUAUGUUUCUAUUAGUUAUAUGAUGCUUCAUGGUUCUUUUGUAGUGAGUUUCAUGGUUUCUGCUUUCUCGCUUGUAAUGUGUUGAUUCUUUUGAUUUUGGAGAAUAAAAACCACCGGUUCCUUUUAUUUAUCUGUGCAACAUUUGUACAUCCGUAGAGGCAUUUUUGCAGACUUAUCCAGCCACCGGGGCUUCUCUAUUCCUAAUUCCAAUAGGCUGCCAAGCCAGAUCGACAAGCCGUGAUUUGAGUCUGGUGCUACAAUGUCGUGCAGUCGGAACAGUGCAAGACAGUAGAUAAUACUCGCCAAAGUGGAAAGAAAAUAUA
Oryza sativa Japonica Group (Japanese rice) is the source of this 1204-nucleotide messenger RNA. Lineage: Eukaryota; Viridiplantae; Streptophyta; Magnoliopsida; Poales; Poaceae. The record is from RefSeq and is a predicted model, not a curated record.